This is a messenger RNA of Cylicocyclus nassatus, 1386 nucleotides long. Lineage: Eukaryota; Metazoa; Nematoda; Chromadorea; Rhabditida; Strongylidae. The record is from the annotation of a GenBank genome assembly.
GACUAUUUUCAGUAUCCCUAUGGGCUUCGUACGCUACGCAGCAUUCCUGGGUGUUGCUGCGAUCCUCAUUAACUAUGGUAUGGAUCUGCUUUACUCAAAGCAUCCUCUUCAUUUUGGUGGAAAGGUGGACAGCAAGUACGAGAGCGUACGGAAAGCCUUUGAACAAAAUUUUAUCGAUGGGCUAGAAACAGAAGGUGCUUCCUUUGCAGUAUAUGUGAAAGGGCAAAAAGUAGUUGACCUGUGGGGAGGCUACGCGGACAUACAGGCAGCAAGAACCUGGAAGGAGGACACGAUGAGUGUUGUAUUCUCGACUACCAAAGCCGUAGCUGCGCUUUGCAUCGCUGUGUUAGCCGAUCGAGGAAGGCUCAGAUACGAGGACCUCGUAUCAAAGCAUUGGCCGGGAUUUGCCAAGAAUGGGAAAGAAAACAUUACAAUUGAAUGGGUGAUGUCACAUAUGGCAGGUCUCUACUACUUCGAAGAGUCCAUCACCAAAGAAAUAGCUACAGACCACAAUCUCAUGAGAGAACUGAUCGAGAACGAAGCACCCAAGUUCCCGCCAGGAACUGCCUUCGGUUAUCACGCCAUGAGUUACGGCUGGCUUGUCGAUCAGAUUAUAAGGCAUACCGAUGAAAAGAAACGGGGGAUUGGGCAAUUUCUGCGGGAGGAAAUUACUGGACCAAACGGAAUCGACUUUCACAUUGGUCUCAAUCUCUCAGAGGAAUAUCGCGUAGCUCGUGCAGCUACAAUAAAGACCUCAGUGAUAAUUAAGGAGCUUUUCUGCAAUUACCGUGCUGCCAUGAUGGUUUUAAACUACUACUUGUCAAGAACGGAAUCUCCUCUGAAUAAAGCUGUCAGCAAUCCCUCUUGGAUGAAGCUGUCAUCGCAGUGUACGAUGAAUGACCCUGAACAACACGCAAUGGAACAGGCAGCGGUGCUUGGAAUAGGAAACGCACGAGCAUUGGCGAAAAUGUUCAACCUGCUCGUCACUAAAAGGCUGGUCAGUGAGAAGACAUUAGCAUUGCUCAAGGAGCCUGUGGUGAAUGGAACCGAUUAUGUGAUUCAAAUACAGAUGGCUUUCGGACAUGGCUUCCUCUAUCAUCCACCAAUCACAAGCGGGGGCAACCCCCUCGCAGGACAUGGCGGUUAUGGCUGUCAGGAAGUGAACUUUGACACAACAAAUGGAAUCGUCAUCUCGUAUGUCACCAACGGAUUGAAAUUGGGGAUGUACGACGACUGCCCCACCUAUUCACGUCUACAAAAAGCUGUGUACGACGUUGUACAAAAACCACGGUCUUAACGCGAACUGCCACCAAUUGUUCCAUUUUUUUAACUCUGUACUGUAUUUUUUUUUUGUAACUCAGGGAGCAUCAGAGCAAUAAAUGGCGU